Molecule: messenger RNA, 789 nt
Organism: Gopherus flavomarginatus (Mexican gopher tortoise)
Lineage: Eukaryota; Metazoa; Chordata; Testudines; Testudinidae
Gene: GHSR
Product: growth hormone secretagogue receptor
Exons: 1
Coding region: 1-789 (262 amino acids)
Biological process (GO): hormone-mediated signaling pathway; G protein-coupled receptor signaling pathway
Cellular component (GO): plasma membrane
Molecular function (GO): growth hormone secretagogue receptor activity
Source: RefSeq, a predicted model, not a curated record
AUGUGGAACCAGAGCGGCUCGCCGAACUCCAGCGCGCGCCUCCCGGACUACGAGAACGACACCUGGCCCGAGUACCCCGUGCACCUGUUCCCAGCCCCGGUGCUGACGGGCGUCACGGUCACCUGCAUCCUCCUCUUUGUGGUUGGGAUUCUAGGCAACCUCAUGACCAUGCUGCUGGUGUCCAGGUUCCGAGACAUGCGGACUACGACCAACCUCUACCUGUCCAGCAUGGCUUUCUCCGACCUGCUGAUCUUUCUCUGCAUGCCCCUGGAUCUCUUCAGGCUCUGGCAGUAUCGCCCCUGGAACUUCGGAGACCUCCUCUGCAAGCUCUUCCAGUUCGUCAGCGAAAGUUGCACUUACUCCACCAUCCUCAACAUCACAGCCCUGAGCGUGGAGAGGUACUUCGCCGUCUGUUUCCCCCUCAAAGCAAAAGUAGUGAUCACCAAAGGGAAAGUCAAGCUGGUCAUCCUGGUCCUCUGGGCCGUGUCCUUUGCAAGCGCUGGACCUAUUUUUGUCUUGGUUGGGGUUGAGCACGAGAAUGGAACGAACCCCUUGGACACCAACGAGUGCAGAGCUACGGAGUAUGCGAUCAAAUCAGGGCUGCUCACCAUCAUGGUCUGGACCUCCAGCGUCUUCUUUUUCCUGCCUGUGUUUUGCCUGACUGUGCUUUACAGCCUUAUUGGGAGGAAAAUCUGGAGGAGAAAGAGAAAAAACAUGGGACCAAAUACCUCUAUCAGGGACAAGAACAACAAACAAACUGUGAAAAUGUUAGGUAGGACUUUAUAUUAA